AUGGAAAACUACACGAUGUGGAGUAAUUUUACUCAAGUUCUGUCGGAGCUGGACGGGACAAGCGGAGAGGAAGAGGAGGAGGAGGAAAGGGAGGAUGGGGGAAGCGGAGGAGGGAACGGCGGGCUGCGCGUCCUCGUCGGCUGCGUACUGUUCCUGCUCAUCGUGUCCACGCUGCUCGGGAACACGCUGGUGUGCGCAGCCGUGGUGAAGUUCCGCCACCUGCGCUCCAAAGUCACCAACUUCUUCGUCAUCUCGCUGGCCGUGUCAGACCUGUUUGUGGCCGUGCUAGUGAUGCCAUGGGAAGCCAUCACUGAGGUGACUGGCACGUGGCUUUUUGGCCGGUUUUGUGGUGUUUGGAUCGCCUUUGACAUCAUGUGCUCCACGGCCUCCAUCCUCAAUCUGUGCAUCAUCAGCGUGGACCGCUACUGGGCCAUCGCCAGCCCGUUCAAGUAUGAGCGGAAGAUGACUCACCGGGUGGCGUUUGUCAUGAUUGGGGUAGCGUGGACGCUGUCAAUCCUGAUCUCCUUCAUACCGGUGCAGCUCAACUGGCACCGGGCUGGGGAGGAGGAGGAGGAGCUGGUGGAGGAGUUGGUGGAAAUGAUGAGCAGGAACUUCACGAACAGCAGCAACCUCAACACCAGCACCGCCGCCAAGAGCUGCGUCGCUAACUUGAACAAAACCUACGCCAUCUCCUCCUCCCUCAUCAGCUUCUACAUCCCCGUGGUGAUCAUGAUCGCCACCUACACCCGCAUCUACAGGAUCGCUCAGACCCAGAUCCGCCGGAUCACAUCUUUGGAGCGGGCGGCGGAGCAGGCACAGAACCAAGGCUACGGCGUUAACAGGAACCAGCACCAACAGAACAGGAACAACGAUGAAGCCUCUUUAAAGUCAUCGUUCAAGAAGGAAACCAAAGUCCUGAAGACGCUCUCCAUCAUCAUGGGGGUGUUUGUGUUCUGCUGGCUGCCAUUCUUCGUCCUCAACUGCACCGUCCCAUUCUGUGACCCGCCCUGCGUCAGCGACACCACCUUCACCGUCUUCGUGUGGUUCGGCUGGGCCAACUCCUCCCUUAACCCGGUCAUCUACGCCUUCAACGCAGAUUUCCGCCGGGCCUUCGCCACCAUUCUGGGCUGCAACAGGAUCUGCUCGAGCAACGCGGUGGAAGCUGUGAACUUCAGCAACGAGAUGGUUUCUUAUCACCACGACACAACACUCCAGAAGGAGACGCUGGUCCCCGCACAGCCACAGCAACACGCUCGCACCAUUAACGUUGGGUCCGACCACUUGGAGGACAUGAGCGCACAGUUUGACGAGGAGUCGCUUAUUUCGAAUGGUUCACAGAGCCACAACAGACUGCUGCUGCUUCCUGCCACUGUACAGCUGGAAGAUGACCCGGAGAUCUCCUUGGAGACGAUCACACCGUUCACAUCCGUGGCGGGGCUGGAGAGUGAUGCGCUCAUACCCGGACAAGUCUACCAGGAUGGAUAG
Messenger RNA from Scomber scombrus (Atlantic mackerel), 1485 nucleotides. Its product is annotated as D(1)-like dopamine receptor. Gene Ontology annotation, biological process: adenylate cyclase-activating adrenergic receptor signaling pathway. The record is from RefSeq and is a predicted model, not a curated record. Gene Ontology annotation, molecular function: G protein-coupled receptor activity. The coding region runs from base 1 to 1485 and encodes 494 amino acids. The transcript has a single exon. Gene Ontology annotation, cellular component: membrane. Lineage: Eukaryota; Metazoa; Chordata; Actinopteri; Scombriformes; Scombridae.